Messenger RNA from Polyodon spathula (Mississippi paddlefish), 3830 nucleotides. Its product is annotated as V-type immunoglobulin domain-containing suppressor of T-cell activation-like. Lineage: Eukaryota; Metazoa; Chordata; Actinopteri; Acipenseriformes; Polyodontidae. The record is from RefSeq and is a predicted model, not a curated record. Gene Ontology annotation, cellular component: plasma membrane. Gene Ontology annotation, biological process: positive regulation of regulatory T cell differentiation; negative regulation of CD4-positive, alpha-beta T cell proliferation; regulation of immune response. The coding region runs from base 190 to 1086 and encodes 298 amino acids. The transcript has 7 exons.
AGGUCGCAGUACAGUAUCUUUGACUAUGCAAAUACAAGCUGCAAACCUUGGCAAAUUUCCUGUUUCGAUCGGUUUGGUGGAGACGCAGUUUUCGUCUGCUUUUGUUAUUAUUUAUAUAUUUUCUAAUACACGAAACAUUUCUGAGAUUUAAACAUCAGAAUAAGCUUAGACAAGCCGGGUCGUAUAGACAUGGAUUUAGAAACUAAAAAACCUACUAUUUUGACAUUCCGUGGGUUGCUACUUAUCUGCGUCUGCAUAAAUGUGUCAACAGCGGUAUCAGGUCAUGUGGGGUCUGUGAAGGUCACGGCUCCUUAUGUCUCCUUCAGCUGCCCCGAGGGUGCCAACGUCACUCUGAAAUGCUCCUUUCAUGGCCACCUGGCUGACAUCCAUGACAAAAUGAUGAGGAACUGGUUCUUCAGCGCAGGAAGGAGCCCCCAGUGCAGGGAGAAGGUUCACCUGCACCACGUGAAGAACAAUGGCAGCCACACUGGGGUGUUCCAGUCCUCAGACCACAAGGGCACCUUCUGGGUGACCCUCACCAACCUCACCGCGGCAGACCAGGGCGGCUACUGCUGCUAUGUGUACGAUAUCAACACGGAGCACAACAAACUCCACAUGCUGAGCAGCGAGCUCGCCUACAUAGAGCUCAACAUCACCAAGAACGGCAGCAGCUCCAAUCAGAGGUGCAUCUCCCAUGCUGCCCCUCACACUCCCGAGGACAGCAAUGAAGCCUCGACAGCGCUGGGCUUAGCGACAGCAGGGAGCAUCUUGGGAGUCCUGUCCCUGCCUGUCAUCCUCCUGCUGGUGUACAAGCAGAGGCAGAGCAUUCUGUCUAACAGACGAGCCCAUGAGCUUGUGAGGAUGGACAGUGAGGCCCUGGGUCACGAGAACCCCGUUUUUGACGACGCGCCGCCCCCCAGUGUGAAGACCCGCAGCGCCACUCAGAUAAUGACGAGGCAGUCGUCAGAGACAGGGCGCCACCUACUGUCCGAGCCCGGCACCCCACUCUCCCCGUCGGCACUCGGGGACUGCUUCUUCCCUUCACAAGAACCCAUUCCGGAAUCACCCGAUUUAAUAAAUGUAUAGAAUAAAAAAGAAAAAAAAAGCUGUACAACUGCCACAGAUUCUUGCUGUAUUUUCAAACGAAACAUACAGCUUAUCAACCCCACAUUUGUACCUGUUCUUUCAUUCAUGGUUUUUAAGUUUUAAAGACAGACGUGACCUGUGUGUGGUGCCGUAUGCAAGGCUUUCACAGUUUCAUGCUUACCGGUUCCUGUGUUGUGCAGGAUAAAGCCGCUCCCACAACAUUAUAACAGAAACGGGACCAAACUAUCAAAGCACCCAGUUGCAAGGGGAAACUUGUAUGCAACGCACAGCGCGCUGGUGCGCCUCACCACAGAUAAACAACAAGAACAUGGAUUCAGAUCUACCCGGGGAGGAGACAGUCAUGGAGGAAUCAGACAUCAGGGUGUCAGCACAAGGAUGCCAAACCUCAUAUAAAAUAGUCUUAAAAAAGGGCUACCUGACUCAAAUUUCCAAAACACCAAGUGAGAAAGGACACAGUACAUUAGCAAGAUGUGAGAUGGUUAGAGAUCUGAUAAUCCAAUGUGUUCCUAUGAUGAGGCUGUAAAUACAUACAAAUAUAAAUCACCAAGUGCACAGUGUAUCUUCCAAGCAUUGCAUGAAACCGAGGGUGUCCCUGGUACACCCCUUAUCAAAGUUUCCCAUAGUAAAAGCCUAGCAAAGUGUAAUAAAACAUAAGUAAAGCACAGGCAAGCACUGUAAAACCCAGUAGGUAUGGUAAAGCAUACUAAAAAACUUUUAUAAUGGAUACUGUCUGGUAUGGGACUUGCCUAGUUUUUCACUGGAAAAUGAAGUUACAUUCAUUUUUCGAAUGUGUAUACUUGUUUCUAAUUCAUUUACUGUAUCCACCGUUAGCACCUUUUUGUACAUAGCAUUUCUCUGCUGAUUUCCUGCCCAUAACGUGUGUGUGUGCGUGCGUGCGUGUGUGUUAUAUUUGAAAGGCUUUUCAGCAUAUGUUUAAUUUUCAGUUAAAGAAAUUAAGGCACCAUCCAAAAUGUUUGCGAGCUUGUCUUAGGGUUUUGUUUGAUGAACCCGUACCCCACAGGAAGAAACCUGGCAUUUCAUAGCACUUUGGAGUACCCCCUUGAUUGCAUCACCACCUUGUCACAUUAAACAUGUGGUUGAUGUUGCCUAUCUAAAUCUGUUCUGAGAAUAGGUUGAUCAGACCAGUCCCUUAGUUUGAGUUUUACCUUUUUUGCAUCAAUACUGGGAGCUGAAAAGGGUACAAUUAUUAGUGCAGUUGAAGCAAAGGUAAAUAAUCAAACUUAACCUGUUCAGUCCUGAACAAUUUGUCGAAAUUAAAUUAUACAAUUCAAAAAGGAACUCAAUCGAGUAUACAUGAGAACAGGACAAAAAAAAAAUUGCCGUGCACAACCUCAGUCUGGGACCUAGGUUCCAAUGUGAUUUCCAGCAGCAUAGGUUAAUAAACGCUGCUAAGACAAGGUCCCGACAGAACUGAAAGAAAUGACCAGCGCUGAGAGCGGUUUCUUGUCUCUCCAGUCGUAAGACUGUCCAGAGUUUAACUGUUCUCAGCUCGAGCAGGCCAUGUGGCACAAGUGUCUUCCAUUAUCUCUGUUAUGUCUUUAGCUUUCUGUGCAUCAAUGUGUCAAAUUAUGUAUUGUUUACUGUUUACAUUUUUUUUUUUUUUUGGAAAACUAUACUGUUAAAGAAAAUAAAUCAAGUUAUGUUGUUUUUAAAAUUACCAUGUUUUUAUGCCUGCCUCCAAAAUAAAUAAAUAAUAAGGUGUGUUUCUAAUAAACUGGCCUGGUGGAUAUAGCUCAGGAAAUUGUUCCUAAAAAACUGGCCUAAUCCUGUGCUGUGUUUUUAUUAAAACAGGAGGUGAAAUGAAGCUGAAAAGAUACUGCUCCCCCACGCAACCUCAUUUUUUAUUCCCCUUCUGGUCGACUGACCCAAGUUUGUGUAACAAAAGGCUGGGUGAACCUUACCCUUUUCCAUUUCAGAAGUCGGUGACCUCUCGCAUGGAGAGAAAGCCAGCAGUAAUUAUGAAACAGGAAGUUUGCGAAUAGUGUGUGACGCAACUUCCUCUUUCUCGGAACAUGCACCAUUUUGUGGUUUCCUGUUUUUGUCAGCCCGGCCAUAUAAGGUUUCUAAAUGAUCAACAAAACAGAUUAAGACACCUUUCAUUCAUUACGCUAUCACCCACGAACACCCUCACACCACCACCCCCCCCAAACACGGGUAAGCUGAGCAAGCCCUGGGGCCCCCUGGGGCACCAUUUACAACCAUCAUUUACUUAUUUAAAUGGGAAGUAGCUUAUAAAUGUCUGAGUGGUUCCAGGGUAUUUUGCUCCAAUACUGAACUUGAAUCAUUGAAUUUGAAUAUUUUGUUCAGAAACCUGAACCAACUGGCUUUGCCUGUGCUUGCAGAAUCCCAGUUGCCGUACCUUGUCCAUAGUAACAUAGCAUGAAGUGGGUGGGGCCAGCAGGCGAUUUGAAAGGUCACAGAAUCAUGUGAUUUCUUUGGAAUCAUGAAGUACUUUUCAAAUUCAAUGCAGUUGAAGCAUCAUCCCUGAUCUCUGAUCUACAGUAUCAAUGGGUGUUUAGUGUGCUUUAGGGAAACGUUUUGUUAUAAAGGGAAAUCUGCAAAACUGGACUUAUUUUGUUCCCCCUCCAUUAUGAAGAGAUGUUUUCAAAUCAAUCUGAUAAAAUGAAAAGAUGUCAAAGAAACAAAACCCCUGUAUGUGCGUGGCAAGCUCUUAAUUGUUUUUAAAUAAAAAAACAGCUGUA